Molecule: messenger RNA, 5408 nt
Organism: Varanus komodoensis (Komodo dragon)
Lineage: Eukaryota; Metazoa; Chordata; Lepidosauria; Squamata; Varanidae
Gene: ZNF618
Product: zinc finger protein 618
Exons: 15
Coding region: 1901-4765 (954 amino acids)
Source: RefSeq, a predicted model, not a curated record
GGCGGCCGUGGCGUUCCCUGCCUCUCUCUGCCCACGUGACGCUCGUGUUGAUGCUCAGCCAUGCAAUUAGGCCGCGGCCCUUAUUGGUGGAGUGGAACCAACUGAUGAGCGCAGCGAGGAGGGACCCUCACGUGGUGUGGUGUGGGCAGGGCUCGGAGCAGAGUCGCCCUGGAGGCUGCAUCAGGAACACUUGAAUGAAAGUCUUGCCUGGCGUGGUCUGAGCUGCUUUCUCUUUGAGGGUGUGCUUAGCAUGAGGCUCUUACCAUGGAGGAAAUGUUCUGUUCGUGAAUGGCUGGCAUCGGAAGCAGCUGUUUAUUUGAGUAGUCUGUUUGUUCAUGGGGGAUGCUGCCGCCUCCCCUGCCUUAGAAAAGCGCAUGUGUCGACCCACUCAGCCGUAAGACCGUCCAUUUGGAAGUGAACGGUAUACCAAAGUUUUAAAUAAAUAAGCAGAACGCCCCCACUCCCAGGUCAGUGGGAGUUGGGAUGGACCGGACUUGCAGGAACAGGGGAACUGCCAUUUUUGUAGCUGACCCAGUUGGUGCAGUGUUCAGUUUUCACAGAUGCUGGAUUUUUUCCCCAAAAAUACAUAUAUUGCAGUUUUUAAAAACUGUUAAUUUCAGCUCAGCUUUAUUUUACACCAAGCUAAUAAGCAGGCAGAUGGUUGGCCUAUGCAGUUGAAAAGGUUCUGGAAGCAGGUGGCGGAAAAGGGCUUUCUGUGGUGUCCCCGUCCCUGCCUUUUGGAGCCGCAGCUGCGCUUGGGGGAGCAAGUGCUGUUCUAGAUGGAGCAGGGGCCGGAUGUGGGGGCUCUGAAAAAUGAUCUUUUGACAAACCUCUCUCUCUCAGGGAUCACAAAUUAAUAGGCACUCUGGUUGUUCCACUUCUGGCUGCAGUAGCUAAGCCUGCGUCAGAAAGUCGAGGGCAGGCACCUGCUCCUGCUGGUGACACCCAGCUCUUUUCUUGGCAGCUGAGGCCCGGAGCGUGUGGAAGGCCCGAGCCGUGGCACAGUCACCCUCAUGGGCCGGAUGGGAGCUGCCACACCGGGACUCAGCCCCGGCACAGUGGAGGUACAGUGGAGCCGCAGGUCGGCCAGUCCAGGGCGGAGAAGCUGCUUGUUUUGGGUCUCGCUAGGGUCCGGUUGAGGCUUGAGGGAUUUCUGGACCUGCAGUUCCUCCUGGGGGAGUGCAGAUACCUGCUGGGGCCAGGAGUGCCUGUUGCACCCUUUCCUGGAGAGGCAGGUCUGGCCAUGGCGUCCCAUUGCUGUGCGCUUCCCUGCCCGUGUUGCGUCGUUUUUACAUAAACUCUGCUGACUGCCGAUCGACAGAAUGAAUGUUCCAGGCACAAUUCAAGGUGCCCUUGAACAGCUUGAUGGCAGCUUAUCUGAGAGGCUGCCACUUCCCAUUUGAUUUACGUAGUUAUUUCAUUUAUUCCUUGUACUUCCACCAAAAUAAUGCCCUGCACUUCCUUUACAUUGCUUAAAGGUAAGGGGGAAAAUCUGCAGUCAAGACAUUUGAAGAAGACUCGAAUCUUUUUCUGGAAAGAUCAUCAAGAAUAAGGAUGUUUCACUGGAGACCACGGAUGCUCUUGUAUCCUCCAUCACCACGCCUGGGUGUGAAAACUGGGCAGCGAAGGAGGCCGACAGGAAGAACAGGGAUGCAUUCGAAGAAAGGAGAGCUUUGUGCAUAUCCCAGACCAACCGAAAGUGGCUUCUUUAUCAAAUCAAGCCGACACUUUUCUUAGAAGCAAAACAUGGCAGAACUGGCGCUGUCGUACUUUGGGCAUGCUCUGUGAAAGCAAGACUCUCUAGGCGAUGAUGUUAGGAAAAGGAGAAGGCAGAAGAAGAGGGGGAAGGCCCAGGAUGAGGUGGAUGGACUGCAUAAGGAAGCCACGGCCUUGAAGUUACAUGUCCGGGACAGGAUGCUGCAUUCGCAGGGUUGCUACUGAGGGGAGCAGCAGCAUCGGGACAAGAGCAUCUGCAAGCAGGGAGCGCCUGAAGAGGUCUCAGAAGAGCAUGAAGGCGGAAGGCUCUGCUCCAGCGGCGUCUCCGUGCUCGCCCAGUGAGGAGGUGCCGGCGGCUGCAACGAUGACCGAGGUGAAGGUGAAGACGGAGGUCCCGGACGACUACAUCCAGGAAGUGAUCUGGCAGGAUGACACCAAAGAUUCCAAGAAGAACGUGAAGGACGGGGCAGGAGAGGUGCCAGCGGAGAUCUGUGUGGUGAUCGGAGGUGUCCGCAACCAGCAGACACUCGGUAAGCUAGGUUCUUAUGAGUGUGGAAUAUGUGGAAAGAAAUACAAGUACUACAAUUGCUUCCAGACCCACGUCCGAGCACAUCGAGACACAGAAGCCGCGUCGGGCGAAGGAGUCUCCCAAGGCAACAACUUUAGGUACACCUGUGACAUUUGCGGGAAGAAGUACAAAUACUACAGCUGUUUCCAGGAGCACAGGGACCUGCACGCAGUGGAUGUUGAUGGCCCAAAUCCAAGCAAGCUAAAAACAGCAGUGCAAGGGGAAAGUGGACUGCGAGAAAUUUGUUUUCCAAGACCCCUACGACCAGGCGAUGAUUGCGAAGGAAGAAGUGAAGGAAGAGGACCCAGAGCCCUUUCAGAAGAUUGGUCCAAGUAUGACUUACCGAGUUUGCAACUUAAAAACAGGCAACUACACCUGCGAGUUCUGUGGGAAGCAGUACAAGUACUACACCCCCUACCAGGAGCACGUUGCGCUUCAUGCGCCCAUCAUUCUGAGUGUUCGUAUCCAGAGUACUCCCGAUCUCCACUCUUCGUGGCUGUGAAGACCCCAGCAAGCCAGGCGGGGAAAAAAACAUCGGCGGCGUCCAUAAUCCGGUGUUCCACCCUGCUCCACCGCACUCCCUCCGGUGUCCCACCGGCAUCCCAGUCCCAGAUGUUCCGCGCUCCAAAUUCCGGAUCCCCGGGAAGCAAGGCCACGACAGAAAGCGCGUUCAGCCGGAGAGUGGAAAACAAACUGCAGAACAACUUUGAAGAAACGAACAGCAACUCCCAGAACUCCAGUGAAACGGCCAGUCCCCUGGUUUCAAAUCCUUUACCGCUUUUGCAAAAACCGUACACCUGCGGGGCCUGCGGCAUCCAGUUCCAGUUCUACAACAACCUCCUGGAACACAUGCAGUCCCAUGCAGCUGACAACGAGAACAACAUCGCCUCGAACCAGGUCAGGUCGCCCCCCGCGGUGGUGGAGGAGAAGUGGAGGCCGCAGCCGCAGCGGACCAACGCCAACAGCACCUCGGCCUGCAGCUCCCUGGCGAACAGCACCAUCCCCGAGAAGGAGCGGCAGAACAUCGCGGAGCGGCUGCUGCGGGUGAUGUGCGCCGACCUGGGGACCCUCAGCGUGGUGAGUGGGAAGGACUUCCUCAAGCUGGCGCAGACGCUGGUCGACAGCGGCGCCCGCUACGGCGCCUUCUCCGUCACCGAGAUCCUGGGCAACUUCAACACGCUCGCCCUCAAGCACCUGCCCCGGAUGUACAACCAGGUGAAGGUGAAGGUCACCUGCGCCCUGGGCAGCAACGCCUGCCUGGGCAUCGGCGUCACCUGCCACUCGCAGAGCAUCGGCCCCGACUCGUGCUACAUCCUGACCGCGUACCAGGCGGAGGGCAGCAGCAUCAAGAGCUACGUGCUGGGCAUCAAGGGGGUGGACCUGCGCGACAACGGCGACCUGGUCCACCACUGGGUGCAGAACGUGCUCUCGGAAUUCGUGAUGUCGGAGAUCCGGACGGUGUACGUGACGGACUGCAUGGUGAACUCGUCCGCCUUCUCCAAGGCGGGCAUGUCCUUGCGCUGCUCGGCGUGUGCCUUGAACUCGGUCGUGCAGAGCGUGCUCAACAAGCGCACACUGCAGGCGCGCAACAUGCACGAGGUGGUGGAGCUGCUGAACGUCUGCGAGGACCUGGCGGGCUCGGCGGGCAUCUCCAAGGAGACCUUCGGCUCCCUGGAGGAGCUGGCCCCGCCGCCCUGCUGGAACUCCGUCACGGACUCGCUGCUGCUGGUGCACGAGCGCUACGAGCAGAUCUGCGAGUUCUACAGCCGGGCCAAGAAGAUGAGCCUGAUCCAGAGCCUCAACAAGCACCUGCUGAGCAACCUGGCCGCCAUCCUGGCCCCCGUGAAGCGGGCCGUGGUGGAGCUGAGCGGCGAGAACCGGCCCACCCUGCAGCUGGUGCUGCCCACCUACGUGAAGCUGGAGAAGCUCUUCACCGCCAAGGCCAACGACGCCGGCAUCACCAGCAAGCUGUGCCACCUCUUCCUGGAAGCCCUGAAGGAGAACUUCAAGGUCCACGCGGCCCACAAGGUGGCCAUGAUCCUGGACCCCCAGCAGAAGCUGCGGCCGGUCCCGCCCUACCAGCACGAGGAGAUCAUCGGCAAGGUGUGCGAGCUGAUCAACGAGGUGAAGGAGUCGUGGGCCGAGGAGCCAGAGUUCGAGCCCUCCGCCAAAAAGCCACGGACGUCGAGCGAGGGCUCCCCGGCGCGGGAGGAUGACCGCUCGGGCAAGAACGAAGUCUACGACUACCUGCAGGAGCCCCUCUUCCAGGCGCCCCCGGACCUCUUUCAGUACUGGUCCUGCGUGACCCAGAAGCAUAUGAAACUCGCCAAGCUCGCCUUCUGGCUCCUGGCGGUGCCCGCCGUGGGGGCCAGAAGCAACUGUGUAAAUAUGUGUGAACAGGCCCUCAUGAUCAAGCGGCGGCGGCUGCUGAGUCCGGAGGACAUGAACAAGCUCAUGUUCCUGAAGUCCAACAUGCUUUAAGACUGGGGUGGGGGGUGGGGGGUGGGCCGGGCGGCAGCGUCCCCCAAGGCAAGCCCCCUCCCCUGCGCGACACUGUUCCACACCAAGGCUCCCAUUUAAGUUCUAAACACUGUGGACCUCAUUCUGAACGCCCUGGGAAACAAAAAGUGCUUUUUAUAGAUAUAUAGAUAUAUAUUAAUAUGUAUAUAAAAAGCUACGUUUGAAGGGAAUAUGCUGGGGGUGUGCAAGGAACUCUGCUAGGGACACACUCCUUUCUCUAGAUUUGUGUGUGAACUUGACAAAGCAUAAGGGUGAUUUUCACGAGCGCAGUCCAAGUGGGUGCGUAUGUUCCGAAGUCUUCAGGCAGCUCAGUUCUCAAUUGACUUGAAUGGUGGUUUUAUUAGUGCCCUUUUUAAAACGUGCUCCCCCUCCCUCCCUCCCGGUGCCCCCCUUCCGCCCCCCCAGCUUCUCCCUGCCAUCUGUAGCCCCCACACUGGACGUGGCCCCCAAGAGAAAGCUGUGCGGGCGCGGCCAGCCAGUCUUGCCUCGGCUUUCGGGAUCUGCAGCUGGGCAGGUUUGCAGGCAGCUGUGUCAGAAAGACCGAUGUCUCUUAGAAAGCAGAAGUGGAGACACGAAGGAUGUUCUAAAAUAAGAGUUUUCGUUU